This is a messenger RNA of Suillus discolor, 2671 nucleotides long. RefSeq lists its product as uncharacterized. The transcript is spliced from 8 exons. The record is from RefSeq and is a predicted model, not a curated record. The coding region runs from base 1 to 2601 and encodes 866 amino acids. Lineage: Eukaryota; Fungi; Basidiomycota; Agaricomycetes; Boletales; Suillaceae.
AUGCCACACAGUCUCGAAAUCUGCAGUGUCUUGCUCAUUAUGAGCAACAUCGAUGAAAAUAUGGAUGGUGCUGAUGAGAUAGAUGAGGGUGGUCAGGUUCUACAUUUCGAAGGUGACUUUUUUGGUCACUAUACCGAAGAAGACUUUGAAUGGCCAGACGACCAUGGAGUAGUAGAAGGAGACAAGGAUGCAGAUGAGUCAUCGGAUGAGGAGGUGGUAUUUGAUGGCGAAAUAGGGUGGGAGCCAGCAGUUCUUAAUGCACCUGAUGUUGGUGCUCCAGUCUCUGGACCAUCGGAAAUGCCACGUGAGCAUAUCUACGAGGGUUACAGUCAGAAAAUUGCAGGGUCAGAAAACAUUUACGCACCAUUUGAGAGUAAACUCGACUUCGACAUAGCCUUAUGGGCCAAAAUGCGUGGCACAGGCUCUACAGCAUUUACUGAUCUUCUUGCUAUCGACGAUGUACAUGACCGUCUCGGGCUCUCUUAUAAAAGUUCUCGUGAACUUAACAACAUCAUUGAUAAGAAGCUUCCCACUGGUCGCCCGCAAUUUCGCCGCCAGGAGGUUGUGGUUGCCGGAGAAGCUUUUGACGUGUACUUCCGAGAUGUUCUGGAAUGUGUCAAGGCUCUCUACGAAGAUCCAGAAUUUGCACCAUACCUUGUCUUCGUACCUGAAAGGCAUUAUGCAGACAAAGACAAGACAAUGCGGUUAUAUCAUGAUAUGCAUACAGGGAAAUGGUGGUGGCGCACACAGAAGGAAAUCGAGAAAGAAAAACCUGGAGCGACAAUUAUCCCGAUUAUUCUCUCUUCUGACAAGACUCAGCACAUCAAGAAUCGGGCCUCUCAGCGCCGCACUAUCACAAAUCUCUUCCACGCAUGUAUGGGGCACAUCCUCGAACCACUCAAAAGUGCCGGAGAAGAUGGGCUACAUAUGCGUAGUGGUGAUGGCAUCACCCGUCGUGGUCAUCCCCUUCUUGCUUGCUAUGUUGGCGAUUAUCCCGAGCAAAUUCUUGUUUCUGGCGCGAUGACAGGUGAAUGUCCGAAAUGCAAUGUCCCGAACGGUGAGCUUGGAAGUAAAGAUGCCCUAUUCAAGCCACGGGAUCUUGAGAGUAUUCUCGCUGCUCUCAAUAUUGCAGAUGAAGAUCCGAUUGGCUUUGCAGAACGUUGUGCUGAGCUUAGGAUCAAGCCUAUUCAACACCCUUUCUGGCAAGGACUUCCGAAGUCGAAUAUCUUCCAUGCGAUUACCCCCGACGUAUUGCACCAGCUAUAUCAAGGACUCGUGAAACACAUGAUUGCUUGGAUCAAAUCGGCUUUUGGAGAAGCAGAGAUUGAUGCCCGUUGCCGUCGACUCCCUCCAAACCAUAAUAUUCGCAUCUUCAACAAGGGCAUCUCUAGUCUCGCAAGAGUCAGUGGUGCUGAGCACAAUCAGAUUUGCCGCUUUCUUCUGGGUGUUAUUAUCGACAUUCCCCUUCCCAACAACAUUUCAAGCGCUAAGCUUGUUCGAACUCUUCGCGGACUCCUCGACUUCCUGUACUUAGCACAGUAUCCAUGUCACUCAGCGGAGACACUGCAACUCCUCGAUGAAGCUUUGACCCGUUUUCAUGACAACAAAGACAUAUUUGUCACACUUGGCAUCCGAACGCAGUUUAAUCUUCCAAAGCUUCACUCCUACCGGCACUACCUCCAUAUGAUUCAAGAGUAUGGCACGACUGACAACUAUAAUACAGAAUAUACCGAACGACUUCAUAUCGACCUCGCCAAGGAUGCAUAUCGUGCAACAAACCACAAGGACGAGUACAGUCAAAUGACUCUGUGGCUUGAACGGCAGGAGAAGAUUCUACGGCACGCCAGUUAUGUUCAUUGGCGCCUCGCUGGUGAUCCAUUGCCGCAAUCGCGUCUACCGCCAGAUAUGCAGUAUGCCAGGGAAUACAAGAUGACGAAACAUCCAUCUGUCAAGGCCGCUACCAUCGACUCCCUUAGAGACGACUAUGGUGCCUCUUUUUUUCGAGCUGCCCUUGCUCGUUAUAUUGUGCUUCACACUCGCCCAGACGCAACAACUCGAGCUCAGGUGGAACAUGCCGCUGGACAUGUAUAUAUCCCCUUCGCCUCGCUUCCUAUUUUCCAUAAGGUCAGGUACAAUGCGGUCGACUCCGCUGGCCAUAAAGAUGAAAGUGUUACCAUUGAUUCAGUUCACUGUCAGCCUGCACGAAGAGAUAAGCGAGGGAAUACCGUGCCAGGACGUUUCGAUACAGUUCUUGUCAACUGUGGCAAUGGGGGAGAGAAGAGUGUGGAAGGUUACCGUGUAGCCCAAGUGCGGGUUAUAUUUUCGAUACCCGAGAAACAUCACGCUAGCCUUUUUCCCUCCCAUAUCUUGAUCCCUAAACAUUUGGCCUACGUCGAGUGGUUUUCGCCAUUCACCGGGACAAGCGAGAGAAAUCAUGGUAUGCACAAGGUCUCGCGAUCAUACGAAAAUGGGGAACAGCUAGUUAGUAUAAUAUCUGUGAAAGAUAUUCGACGCAGUGUACAUCUUAUACCGAAAUUUGGCCGCUCUGCGCCUCGGGAUUGGACUAGCAGCAACGUUUUGGAAUUUGUUGACAACUUUUGAAAAUAUUAUGCGAAUUUCGAGAAAUUUUUGUCGCAUUUGCAAAAUUCCCGCGGGAGGUUUUCCCUGAUGU